Messenger RNA from Gaeumannomyces tritici R3-111a-1, 284 nucleotides. RefSeq lists its product as hypothetical. The record is from RefSeq and is a predicted model, not a curated record. Lineage: Eukaryota; Fungi; Ascomycota; Sordariomycetes; Magnaporthales; Magnaporthaceae. The coding region runs from base 1 to 210 and encodes 69 amino acids. The transcript has 2 exons.
AUGCUGCGAGCGGGCAGACACAAUGCCAAGCCAGACAGCCCCUACGGAAGCGGGCGCCGCAACGAGAGAAUCAAGAAGAUCGCCAAAUGGCCGAACUGGAGCAAGAGUAUGACGAGCAGCAAGCUCAUGGGCAAGUCUUUUGUUCAUCCUCCCAGGACAGGUCUCAAGACAGAGCCAGUCUUGGGACAGCAGUCUGCGGACGGGUCUUAAGACAAAGCCGGUCUUGGGACAGACAGGUUUUAAAACAAAGCCAGUUUUGGGACAGCAGUCCGCGGACAUGGGAC